This is a messenger RNA of Venustampulla echinocandica, 1329 nucleotides long. RefSeq names its product NAD(P)-binding Rossmann-fold containing protein. The transcript has 2 exons. The record is from RefSeq and is a predicted model, not a curated record. Gene Ontology annotation, biological process: NADPH regeneration. Bases 1 to 1329 code for a protein of 442 amino acids. NCBI's taxonomy places the organism in Eukaryota, Fungi, Ascomycota, Leotiomycetes, Helotiales, Pleuroascaceae. Gene Ontology annotation, cellular component: cytoplasm. Gene Ontology annotation, molecular function: nucleotide binding; oxidoreductase activity.
AUGGAUGCAAUGCCUAGCCAUACGGUUGCCCCCGACAGCAGGCCUGCGGAAAACGCUGGCUCCAAGGGAGGUGAUGCCCUCCUGGAUGUGCUCAUGGUCGGGACCGGAGAAUAUACCACUGGCUUUGUGGGCGGAGGAGCUUCAGGCUCGGACAAGAAGGUCGGAGUGGUUGGUCUCACAAUGUUCGAUUUGCGACGGCGAGGAAAGGUAGGGAAGCUGUCCAUGGUUGGAACAUCUGGGCAGAAAUUCCCCGCAAUCCGCGAACAUCUUCACAAAAACAUCUCUCAAGUUUAUAACAAUCUUGACACCUCGUUCGAGUCCUACCCCGCCAAUGACGUCCGCGAUGCAAACGCCUACAAAGCUGCCAUCGAUGCCAUGUCCCCGGGAUCCGCAAUCACAAUCUUCACCCCCGACACCACUCACUACGCCAUCGCCCUCUAUGCCAUUGAACGCAAAAUCCACGUUCUCAUCACAAAACCUGCUGUGAAAACACUUGCACAUCACCAGGCCCUGGUAGCCGCCGCAAAAGAGCACGGGGUUUUCGUCUACAUCGAACACCAUAAACGAUUUGACCCUGCCUAUGCUGAUGCCCGUUUUAAAUCGCAAAAGCUUGGUGACUUUAACUACUUCUACAGCUACAUGUCGCAGCCCAAAAGCCAGCUCGAGACAUUUAAAGCUUGGGCCGGCGUUGAUUCAGAUAUCAGCUACUACCUAAACUCCCACCACAUCGACAUCUGCGAAUCGAUGGUUUCCGAUCUGGGCUAUACCCCCGUCAAGGUAUCCGCUUCGGCAUCCAAGGGCGUUGCUGUCGAGUUGGGCUGCGAUCCAAUCACCGAGGAUACCAUCUCCCUCCUCGUCCACUGGGUUAAGAAAUCCGACCCCUCGAAGCAUGCUACGGCCGUGUAUACCGCAUCCUGGACCGCGCCCCAAAAGGCAGGCGUGCAUUCCAACCAAUAUUUCCAUUACAUGGCCUCCUCGGGCGAGAUCCGUAUCGAUCAAGCGAAGAGAGGCUAUGACGUCGCCGACGAUAACCUGGGCAAUGGCUUAAUGUGGUAUAACCCCUUCUACAUGAAAUACGCUCCUGACGAGGAAGGGAAUUUCUCCGGCCAAGGUGGCUAUGGGUAUGUCAGUUUUGAGAAGUUUGUGGACGGGUGUCGGUUGGUUAACCGGGAGGGACCUAAGGCGCUGGAGAAACUGGAUCAGAGGGGUUUGCCCACGCUGGCAAAUACAAUUGCGACGACGGCCAUAUUGGAGGCAGGGAGAAGGGCUAUUGAUGAGGGGAGAGAAGUGGGUAUUAAGGAGACUGAGGCGGGAUGGGCAUUGGUUUAG